Messenger RNA from Phyllopteryx taeniolatus (common seadragon), 1810 nucleotides. It is a transcript of the gene slc66a1, whose product is annotated as solute carrier family 66 member 1. NCBI's taxonomy places the organism in Eukaryota, Metazoa, Chordata, Actinopteri, Syngnathiformes, Syngnathidae. The record is from RefSeq and is a predicted model, not a curated record. The transcript has 8 exons. Bases 218 to 1192 code for a protein of 324 amino acids.
GACACAUUUGUUUUGGCGCUCGCGAAUGGCCCAGUGUACGUCACGUGACAGCGUCGCUCCAGCCAAUCAUCUCGCAGCCAGCGUGUUUAUCAAGCAACCGCUUGCUUGUUUUCGCCUCAGCUCGGCUCGGCGCGACACAACUGUGGAAGUCUCGUCGUGCUUCGUGUUUGUCAUCUCCGCCGUCCAGCUACCGCAGAGCUAUCGUUGUCUGUAGAAUAUGUUGAAAGACGGAGUCCUCACAAAUGUGCCUUUCGGAUGGGCCGCGGGUGGAAACUUGACGAUAUUGUGCCCCAACGGGUCUAAAUGGGUCUGGGAAGGUCUGGGAGAAUGCGCCCAGGAUGCAAGAGACAUGGCCAGCGUCUACCUGGGCCUGCUGUCCAUCCUCUGCUUCAUGAUGUCCUCCCUGCCGCAGUACUACAGCUCGUGCAAAACCGGGAACAUGGACAGCGCGCUGUCCAUUUGGUUUCUGCUGCUGUGGUUGGGAGGCGACAGCUGCAAUCUGGUGGGCUCCUUUUUGGCAGACCAGCUUCCGCUUCAGACCUACACUGCAGUUUAUUAUGUUUUGGCAGACUCGUUGAUGUUGACCAUGUAUUUAUACUACAAGAUGAAGAACAGAAUGGGUGAAAAACGUGCUGAAAUAUCUCUGACUCGGCGGCUGUUCUGCCCUUCGCCAGGCAGGAGUGUUUUGUACGCGGUGGGCGUGGCCUGCGUCCUGGGCUUCGCCACAAACUUCGCCUACCCGCCAGGGCGGGUCGCCGCCCAGCACGAAGCGAUGCCCGCCGCAAGCAGGGGACGCGCGCUGCUCUCGACCGCAGAUGCUGCCGCGUCUUUAACCCCCAAAGAGAUCAUCGGAUUCUCCAUUGGCUCGAUAUCGUCAGUGCUCUAUCUGUUUUCCAGACUUCCUCAGAUAUGCACUAAUUUCAAGAGGAAGUCAACUAAAGGGGUGUCUUUCUUCCUGUUUGCUCUGGUCAUCCUGGGAAACAUGACGUACGGCCUGAGCGUGCUGCUAAAGAACCCCGACCGGGGUCAGGGCGAGAACAGCUACGUGAUCCAUCACCUGCCCUGGCUCAUCGGAAGCCUCGGAACGCUCGUCUUGGACCUCUUCAUCAGCAUCCAGUUCAUUUGCUACCGCCAAGCUGCGGACGGUCUGAACGCCAGCGACUCGGAGACGACGCCGCUGGUGGGGAGCUAGAAGCGUCCCCCGAAUCACUCCUCUGCUAUUGAACGCUUACCAAAAAUCACUAAAUCGGGAUAAAGACAUUUCUCUUUUCAAAAUCUAUAGUUGUAUUUAUUUCACUCCUUUCUUUCAGGUAAACAUUUGAUGAAAUAGCGCAGACAGGCGAUGCGUAUUUCUGGUGCGGCUUCAGCUGCAGCGGUGACAUUCCGUCUUAGUUUUAAAGGCAAUGCCGAAGAAUCCUCUUUUCGACGCCUCCGAUUUUUCUCUCCAACGAGUUGCCAAACACUCUGUUUGUUUACAGUACAACUGUUUUUUUUUUUCCUGCUCAGAAAUGUAAAAAUUGUACAUUUUUAUCAAGUCCCGUAAUCUGAAAAAAAUGGUGCUUUUGUUUUUGUGUAUUGUAAACGUUCAGUUUGAUUGAUUUAGUUUUGAAUCCCGACACAUUUGCACGGGUGAUGAGGCAUGCCGCUUAAACCGGUUGACACUAUAUCGUGCACGUUUAAUUUACAGAUUUCUCGCACAGUCAUUUUUUUGCACACCUUUUUGUACUUUGAGGGAGAACACAUUUUUAUUGUGUCAGUGUACUGUACUGUUAAAAAAAAAAAAGUAUAAAAUCCAAUGGAAACAAUGAAA